CAGAUAAUCGUCGCACAGUAGGAGGCAUGUCUCCUGUACAUGCGACAAAUGUACCCAUGACGCCAUUUACUAUUGGAAGCCAUACACCUUCAUAUAUGAUGUCGCCAGCAUACAAUAAUAUGUCGCCACAAUAUUUUGCUCCUAAUACACCAGCAUUUUCACCAGUGCUUGAACCAGCUGGAGGUUCAAAGGCUAUUACAGUUGGGCAGAAUUAUUCAUGGUCAAGCCCGUAUAAUUCCAGCAGCCCAGCCUAUAACCCGUCUUCACCACAAUAUUCUCCAAGUUCUCCUUCUACGGCACCAUUCGCACAUUCUCCUGCUCCCGCAUUUACUCCUCAAAGUCCUGCUUAUAGUCCUACAAGCCCAUCUUAUUCACCAACGAGUCCUCAAACCAAUUAUGGUGUUGGAGUAAUUGGCAUUGGUGGUAAUAUACCUAAUGCAACUCCUUCAAACUAUAGACAGGCGACAAGUCCUACAUAUUCUCCAACAAGUCCUUCGUAUUCACCAAAUUCUCCAAGUUAUUCACCAACGUCGCCUAGUUAUACACCUACAUCUCCAAAUUACACACCCACAUCUCCUAAAUAUUCUCCUACAUCACCUAAUUACUCUCCUACUUCGCCGAUAUAUACGCCUUCAUCUCCUAGUGCUACCGUUAAUUAUUCAUCAUCAACUGUUACCGCUACAUAUAACCCAGUGUCGACAAUAAGUAAUACUUCACAGAGUACUAUUGGAUCCGGAAC
Molecule: messenger RNA, 739 nt
Organism: Dentiscutata erythropus
Lineage: Eukaryota; Fungi; Glomeromycota; Glomeromycetes; Diversisporales; Gigasporaceae
Source: the annotation of a GenBank genome assembly